Ipomoea triloba (trilobed morning glory) is the source of this 1432-nucleotide messenger RNA. Its product is annotated as putative casein kinase II subunit beta-4. The transcript is spliced from 5 exons. Lineage: Eukaryota; Viridiplantae; Streptophyta; Magnoliopsida; Solanales; Convolvulaceae. Gene Ontology annotation, molecular function: protein kinase regulator activity. Bases 266 to 1156 code for a protein of 296 amino acids. The record is from RefSeq and is a predicted model, not a curated record. Gene Ontology annotation, cellular component: protein kinase CK2 complex; cytoplasm.
UGUCCUCUCUGUAGACAAAGAAACCCUAAUUAUCUCCGUCUCUUUCUAACACAUUAUGCAUAGAGAGUUUAUGACUUUAUUCGCAUCUCAACUUCUCAAAAUCUUUUUGAUUUUCUCAGCCUCACUCCCCCUUCGAUUUUACUGCCAUAUCUAGGGUUUUUCCCUCUCCCAUGGAAUCCCACCUGUAAAUACCGCAUAUCUACGUAGCUACGCUAAUAUAUUGUUGGAUACGAAGCACUGUAAUAGUCCGAGGCAGAAGCGAGACAUGUACAGGGAUCGCGGCGGCGGAGGAGGGUCGUCGAAGUCGGAGAUCGUGGGCGGGGCGUUGGAUCGGAAGCGAAUCAACGAUGCGUUGGAUAAGCACUUGGAGAAGUUGUCGCCUUCCACCUCCAAGUCCUCCAAGGAGAAGGCAGUGUCCUCCAUCGCCGCCGGCGCCGGCGGAAAAUUGCAUCAGCAUCAUCAGCAGCAAAUCGACCAUCGCGGCGACAAUCGAUCAUCCUCUGCUUUUGCAGCCAAAAACAAGUGCUCUGAGGAAUCUGAAACAGACAGUGAAGAUUCUGAUGUUAGUGGUUCUGAUGGGGAUGAUACAUCGUGGAUUUCAUGGUUCUGCAACCUCCGAGGAAACGAAUUCUUCUGUGAGGUUGAUGAUGAAUAUAUUCAAGAUGAUUUCAAUCUUUGUGGGUUGAGCAGUCAAGUUCCAUACUACGAUUAUGCACUUGACCUUAUUCUUGAUGUUGAAUCCUCACAUGGUGAUAUGUUUACUGAAGAGCAGAAUGAACUUGUUGAAUCGGCAGCAGAGAUGUUAUAUGGUCUUAUUCAUGUGCGAUACAUAUUAACUAGCAAGGGAAUGGCUGCGAUGCUAGAGAAGUACAAAAACUAUGACUUUGGGAGAUGCCCACGAGUUUUCUGCUGUGGCCAGCCUUGCCUCCCUGUUGGACAGUCAGACAUUCCGCGAUCAAGCACUGUCAAAAUAUAUUGCCCCAAGUGCGAAGACAUCUACUAUCCACGAUCAAAGUACCAAGGCAAUAUCGAUGGAGCUUAUUUUGGAACAACAUUUCCUCACCUCUUUUUGAUGACCUAUGGACACCUUAAGCCUCAGAAACCAUCUCAGAGCUAUGUUCCAAGGGUAUUCGGCUUCAAGCUUCACAAGUCUUAAAAAUGAAGUACGAGAAUGCACUGUGUAGAGAUCUCAUUUUUCUGCCAAAGAGAUGCUUUUUACCUGGCUUCAUUCAUGUACAAGAUGUUAUCAGCCAGGUAAAAUACAGUAUGAAAAAAAAAUUGUUUGAUUGAUAAGAAGAAAUAGUAUCCCCAUACUCAGUCUGUUGAGCAAAUUUGUGCCUCAAAUCUCAUCAUGAACUAUAUUGGAAUGUAUGUUACUUUCCUUCCCACCUUGUGCAUCUUUCUAUGGAAGUAGCAUUCAGAUUCUUGAUCC